UAGGCAGGUGGGCAGGUGGGCGGAUGGGUGCUUCCCGCCCAGUUGGCCAAUUAGUGUCAGCAAUGAUAAUUUAUGAUGUCAACAUAUCAACGAGUGUCCUGGCAAUCACAGUUAUUAGCCGUAAAUAAGUCACGACCGGAGCCGCAAAACAAUGUCAAAUGUACAAUUAAUUGAACAGGGCGCCAAUUAAAAUGCGUGUGUCCAGGUGUAUAUAUAAAUCCAAGAUGGGCUGCAGACACACAAUUCAGCUGGACUUGGCCAUGUCGCGAUUGUUUCAGCUGCAGGAGAAUUGUCUGCGCCUCAUGGGCCACAAUCUGGAGAGCUCUGGUGUUCCGGGCAGCUUUACCCUUGGCCUAAAGCACAUCGCAUCUCUCCUGUUUGUGCUCUCCGCCGAGUAUCCGAUGUUGUCGUAUGUCAUCUAUCAUCGGGACGACAUGGAGCUGAUUACCGCCUGCUUGAGCGUGGCCUUCACCAACCUGGUCACGGUCACCAAGAUCUGGACGUUUCUGCUCUACAAGCCCAACUUUGGCCAAAUGAUGCAGCGCUUCAGGCAGCUCGACUGCAAAUCUCAGCUCGAGAAUGGAGGCAAUGGCUAUUUGGCGCGUGCCAACAAGCUUGCCGCCUCGCUGGGCCGCGCCUAUUGCAUUUCCUGCGGCUUCACCGGGCUCUACUUUAUGCUCGGACCCAUUAUCAAGAUCAUCACCAGCAGCUGGCGUGGCGUGCCCUACGCCCGAGAGCUGCCCAUGCCCAUGAAAUUUCCCUUCAAUGAUGUGGACUGUCCCGGCUACGAGUUUGGCUUUAUCUAUACGCUGUUUGUGACCAUCGUCGUGGUGCUCUAUGCCUCGGCCGUGGACGGGCUCUUCAUAUCCUUUGCCAUUAAUCUGCGCGCCCAUUUCCAGGCGCUGCAGCAGGACAUUCGCGAGCUCAACUUCGACCAGGCCGAGCAGCUGGUGCAGCGGCAGCUGGUCGAGGUGGUCGACUACCAUGUGCUGCUCCUCGACCUGUGCCGGCGGCUGCGACGCAUCUACACGCCCAUCGUAUUCGGCCAGUUCUUCAUCACCUCGCUGGAGGUGGGCGUCAUCAUCUACCAGAUUGUGACGCACAUGGACUCAAUCAUGGCCCUGCUCGUGUAUUUCUCAUUCUUCUGCUCCAUAAUGCUGCAACUCUUCAUGUACUGCUACGGCGGAGAGAUCAUCAAAGUUGAGAGCCUGCAGGUUGGCAUCGCUAUCCAAACAUCCAAUUGGCACUUGGCUUUGCCCAAGCAGCGGCGUUCCUUGGUCUUCAUGAUGCAUCGUUCCCAGCGGGAGAUGCUCAUCAAGGCGGGCUUCUAUGAAGCUUCGCUUGCCAACUUUCUGGCGAUUUGUCGUGCCGCCCUGUCGUUUAUAACCCUUAUUCAGUCCAUUGAGUAAAGGGCACAACAACAAAAGGAAACAAAAGACAUAGAAAAACACAAAAGUAGUGCAACAAUUUAUUUAAAUAAAUAGCCCCUAUUUGAGGCAUGAACUCUC
This is a messenger RNA of Drosophila virilis, 1508 nucleotides long. RefSeq names its product Odorant receptor 82a (gene Or82a). The record is from RefSeq and is a predicted model, not a curated record. Gene Ontology annotation, cellular component: plasma membrane. Gene Ontology annotation, molecular function: olfactory receptor activity; odorant binding. NCBI's taxonomy places the organism in Eukaryota, Metazoa, Arthropoda, Insecta, Diptera, Drosophilidae. Gene Ontology annotation, biological process: sensory perception of smell; detection of chemical stimulus involved in sensory perception of smell.